CUCGACAUACGUGGUUUGCUGUAGGGCAGACUGGUUGACGUGAAGCAUAUUGACCACAGGCCGCAGUCAGGCAUCAGUUUAGCCGCGUUGCCGCUUGCUUUUCCGCCACAGUUCAAACUGGCAGUCGCGUUUGUUAUGAGUGGUUGUCAUCCACCGACACAUACAUUGGAUUAAUGUCGUGAUACGCCCGGCAAAUAUGUUUACAAGGAUCUUGUAUUGCUCAAACCCAAGUGUAACGUCGGAUAGUAACUUUAAGUUACCUUUUUACUAACGUAGUUAGCUGUUGUUAGCUCGAAAGAGCUAACGCUCGUCAACUCACUGUGAUGUCUCUGCCCCCAGAGAAAGCUUCCGAGCUGAAACAAAUCAUUCACAACCAUCUGCUCAAGAUGGACAUCCACGGAAAGAUCCGAGAGGUUCUGGCCGCGACUGUGAGGGAGGAGCAGGGCCCGGCAGGGCGACCCCUGUCUGAGACGGAUUUCCUGCAGGCUCUGCAGCGUAGGGGCAUCAUUGAGGAUGUGAUGAAGGGCCUACACCUUACCCAGGAAGUCCAAACAGAUUCCGAAAGAGGAUCCCGUCCUAAGGCUGCUCCUCACCUUGAUAACAACAAUAUCACUCUGCUUGAAAAAACCGUUAUUGACCCGUCCAGGAGGCACUUGUAUGUCCAAGUGCUUGGUGGUAAGGCCUUCCUGGAGCAUCUCCAGGAACCAGAGCCUUUACCCGGUCAAGUGUGCUCCACAUUGACGCUCUACCUGCACUUCCGCAACCAGAGGUUCCGUUCAAAGCCGGUGCCCUGCGCCUGCGAACCUGACCUGAAGGAGGGAUUCCUCCUGGAGGUCCAAAGAGAGGGAACCGGUGAGGGCAGUAAAAUGGCCGACGCCACCGCCAUGCUGUCUCUGUGUGACCCGGUUCACAUAGUGCUGAUCAGGACGGACACCUCCGGUGAGACGGCACUGGUCUCGUCCUACUUCCUGGACUGGAGGGCGGUCCUCGGCUCGCCCAACGGGAAGACCUGCUUUGCUGUGGAGCUGAUGGGCGUUGGAAGUGAAUGCAAAGUGCCAGCUGGUGUUCUGACCAUCAGUCUAGAGCUCUACCCUCCUCUCACUGAGGCUCUGAGCGCCGCCGUCAUCAGCACACAGCAAUCACUGGAGAGGCAGAGGACGGCGGAGAAGGAGAGGCUCUUCUUGGUUUAUGCCAAACAGUGGUGGAGGGAGUUUCUGGAGAUCCGCCCAUCAAACCAAUCCAAAAUGGUCAAGAUCUUUGCGCAGGACGAGAACGGCAUCAACAGGCCGACUUGUUCUUACGUGCGUGUCCUGCGAGCCGGCCGACUUCUGGAGAGCCCACGACAGGUGGCCCGCUUCGUCAGCCUGCUGGCCCACGAGAAGGCCCCCGUAGUGGGGGGAGGAGGCAAGCAGGAGCAGUGGUGCACGUUAAUGGCGUUCCUGUGUAGGGGGAAGGGGGACUGCGAGGACCACGCCGCCCUGCUGUGCAGCCUCCUGCUGGGCUUCGGCCUGGAUGCGUACGUGUGCGUGGGCACCAAAGCCAAGGGGACGCCGCACGCCUGGGUGCUGACCCGCGGCGCCGACGGGAGCAUCACCUUCUGGGAGAGUCUGACGGCACACAGAUACCUGCACCGGGCCAUAGACCCGGACGCCCCGCCGCUGGCCCCCCAGCCCAAACCUUCGUCCCCCUACCGCACCGUGGGCUGCGUCUUCAACCACCUGACCUUCCUGGCCAACUGCCAGCCGUCCGACGCCGUGGAGCUUUGUGUCUUUGACCUGCAGAAUCAGUCUCGGUGGAAGGCAAUGAGUGAAGAAGCUCUGAAGACCGUUUGCGCCCCGGGCUCCACCACAUCUCUGCCCCCGCUGCCUCCUCUCUGUGCCCCAUCUCUGGAUCCAGCUGCUGCCAGCAACCAGCUGGAGCUGGAGAUGCGCUUGCUGGUCUCUGAGCACAGGAAGGACCUGGAACUGGCGACGGUGUGGGACGACCACCUGUCCUAUCUGCUGUCCUCUGCGCUGUCGGCCUACGAGCUGGAGCGCUGCACCGGCGUCUCGUGCGGCAACGAGGAGUUCCAGGACGCCGUGAGGAGGGCGGUGCCAGACGGGCACACCUUCAAAGGCUUCCCCAUCCACUUCUUGCACCGCAACGCUCGCAGGGCCUUUGCUACCUGCCUCAGAGGCCCCUCAUGGGGUUCUGCUUCCCCCCCGCCGGCCUGAAAGAAACCCAUUGGCUCUCCUCUCACAAGGGAGACGCUGACUCCUGCACGACUUCCAUCCAGCUCCGGGUUGUUUUGCAUCGAGUGCCUUGGAGCAGCGGGGAGAGACGAGGUUGCACUGUGAGGCCUUUAACGCGGCGCUGCAAUGGAACGCAAGACGGGAAGCAAUUCUACCGUGGAACACAUUUGAAAUAAUGAGAUUAUUGCAUGUCUUUUUAUCUCUGCCGGAAUCAUUUAGGAAAUUACUGCUGAUUUUUUUAAGCAUACAUGAAUAUUUCUGAUUAAGACUUUUUUGUGAUGCACAAACUCAGACUUCUAUAUCCCAAUUCAGGAACCGUCUAGACUUUUACACUUGAAAUAGACAAAAUCUCUAUAUUGUUUGUUGGAAUGUGCAGCAUUCUGAGAUCUCAGGCUGAUUAUGCACAGCGGCAGAACGGGCACCCAGAGGUGUCCCCUGCUGCUGAAUCAAUCAGCAGGUCAAUCAGGCAUGGACGUAGUAGCUGCCAUGAAAUGCAGUAAUCAAGGUUCAGUCCCUUCACUUUUGGGUGUGGUUUCAGAAAGUGAAAAACAUCUGUUCAAGCGACUGAAACCUGCAGCGCGGUUGUAACUAUGAUGGUGGCAAAGGGAGGAGGUCAGGGACAACGGAGGUUCCACAAAAUGCACACGGCACUCAGGUGGCAUAAUGAGGUCAUAAUAAACUGUGUGGCUAAAGUACAGCUACAAAAUGUUAUAAUUAAGUUAUACUCAUUAAGUUUUGACCAUAAUUUC
Molecule: messenger RNA, 2980 nt
Organism: Gasterosteus aculeatus aculeatus (three-spined stickleback)
Lineage: Eukaryota; Metazoa; Chordata; Actinopteri; Perciformes; Gasterosteidae
Source: RefSeq, a predicted model, not a curated record